AUGUCCAUGCCCAAGCGUUCGCGCGAUGCCUCUCCAGCUGCCCGCCGCAACCCCACUGCCCACGCCGUGCCAGCCGGCAGUGCGCUUUCCUCGGCAGCCACCGGCCGUGGCGACGCGCGUGGCGCAGCGUCCGUCGUUACAGUGCUGGACGACACGCCCCCCAAUACUCCACGGGAGUCCGACAUCUCCCUCAACACGCCGCCGGCUCUCCCAGAGGCGGACUUGUGUGCGAUCUGCCUGGACCCCAUCGACCCCACGACCACCGGCGAGGCAUGCACUGCCCGGUCUGCGCUGCGGGAGGCUGGGCCAACGCCGACGACCAAUGGUUGCGAGCGGCCUGUGCGACACGGGGGAUCGAGGCGCCUACACGGCUGCCCGCCCCGUCCACCGUGCGCCACGGCAUGCCACGGCGUCGCGGACUACACGAUCCGCACAUUCACAUCCAACGAUGCGCCUGAACCUCAGCCACCAACUCAUGUGCGCGUGCUCUGCUGCCGCCGAGUCGCAGCCGUCCGUGGGGACGGGGGGGAAAUCAAUUUCGUUGAGCUCCCGGACCGGAGAAUGCAGUGGUCACCCAUCGCCGUCCGCGGUGACACCGGCAUCAUGGCAUGGCGCCUGUCCUGGGCGUGCCCGCGCUGCUCGCGAGUCCUGGACUGGGAAGAGGCUGCGGUGCCUGCCGCGCUCGCCGUACUCCCCGAUGCGCCUGCCAGCGAUCUCGCCCCCGUGCGCGGGUCGUGGUACGAAGUCGGUCCGCCAGCAGGGAACUCGCACUCAGCCACAAACUCCUGGUUGUUCGUCCCGCUCCUGCACGCCGCAUGCGGCACCCUGUCUCCGCGAGCCGCCGAAGCAUGGAGCCGUGAGGAGCGCUGCCAGCCAUGGUGGGGUGAAGCACGCCACACGCUCCUUCACUCGGCGCCGGUUGCUGCCGCCCUGCUCCUCGAUGCCCUUCGCGCGGCAGCUGCCCAGCACCACACUCCACCUCCCCAAAACUUCAUCGCUGCAGCCCAGGCGUUGCCCUCCGGCGCUGAGCUGCAUUUAAGUUGGGUCGUUCGUCAGCUCGCUUCUGCCGAAGGCUACAUCCACGCAGGAGCGCAGGAAGUGUGUCUGCAACUGUAUGGGGGGCUCAGUUUUGCUGCGAACCUCGACCGCUUUUCUGAUUCGUUUCGCCGCAACGACGAAGCGCCGGUCCCUCCUGCACCUGCUGGCCCGCGUCCCGCCGCUGCAGACCUUGGUGCACGGCAGUCUGACGGUGACGAGGGCCUCGACUCGCCCGACGACGAGGUCGCUGCCGUUGUUUCGGAGCGCGCCCCGGGCGCUGCCCAGCAACGGCGUGGGCGAGGCGGAGGGCGUCGCGGCCGCAGAGCAGCACGCGGACACAGGAUUCCAGAGCCUCCGGUGCUGGCAGGCGCCCCUUGCACGGCCGCCGCAGCUCCAACGCAGGCGGAGCAACGGGUUGGCGCUGCUUCCACAGGCGUGCGCCUCGGCCUCGAGCAGCUCGACGGCGUCGAUCUCGCCUUUGAGCUGCGCCGUCGGACACUCACACUCCAAAGCGCUCCGACCCAACUUCGAGGCGUUCUCCGUUAUGCCCUGCGGACGGGGUUGGAGCAGGCCGUCGCAGGUGCUGGGCCGGACGACACAACCCGUGGCUGGAAACUCUUUUUCUUGGCACCCCGCAUGCUACUGCACCGCGAGCCCGGCCAAUCGCGCAUCGAGCCUGCCGAGCUCGAGCGGCGCGCAGAUGCGUUCCGCCGCGGUGAUUGGCCCUCGCUUCUCCGCGCAGCCUGCUCCGCACCUCCCGCGCAGCCUACCCCGUGCCCACCCGCUGGCGGGGCCGACUCUGAGCGUCGAGCGGCGCGCGCCACCGCGCUCGUCCACUUGGGGGAACUUUCUGCAGCGAGUCGGGCCCUCACGGCCGAGCCACUC
Symbiodinium sp. CCMP2456 is the source of this 1923-nucleotide messenger RNA. The record is from the annotation of a GenBank genome assembly. Lineage: Eukaryota; Dinophyceae; Suessiales; Symbiodiniaceae.